Microthlaspi erraticum is the source of this 573-nucleotide messenger RNA. NCBI's taxonomy places the organism in Eukaryota, Viridiplantae, Streptophyta, Magnoliopsida, Brassicales, Brassicaceae. The record is from the annotation of a GenBank genome assembly.
AUGGAGUUUGAAGCUCUUCGCCAAGUCAAGUUUCUCAGAACUUUUCUACCGCUCAGCCUCACAAACUCUUCACGGUCGUGCUGCUUAGAUGCAAUGGUCAGCGAGAAGUUACUUCCAACGCUUACCCGCUUGCGUGUUUUGUCUUUGUCUCAUUACAAGAUCGCAAGGCUGCCUCCAGAUUUUUUCAGGAACUUAAGCAAUGCUCGUCUCAAGGAGCUACCUACAGACAUUUGCAACCUCAUCAAUCUGCGUUAUCUUGAUCUUAUUGGGACAAAGCUAAGACAAAUGCCUCGGAAAUUUGGAAGAUUGAAGAGCCUCCAGACUCUUACAACUUUUUUCGUGCGUGCUACUGAUCGCGCAAGGAUUUGUGAACUUGGAGAGCUUCAUGAACUUCAUGGAAAGCUAAGAAUAGUUGAGUUACAACGAGUUGUGCAUGUUGCUGAUGCUGCAGGAGAAAAUUUAGACAACAAUAAACAUCUAAAGGAGAUUGAUUUUGUGUGGAGAACUGGAUCCAGUAGCUCAGAGAGCAACACAAAUCCUCACAGGACGCAGAAUGAAGCUGAAGUCUUUUAG